CAGACUUCCUUGGGGAACGGCUUUGUAAAUUGAGGUUUCAUUUAUGAGCGGCCAACAACACCAGUCCGUCAGUCAGCGUCAGCCGCCGAUUCCGAAUCCGAAUGCGACUUCUCCUCCAUCUUCAUCUCGAAACUCCAACUCCAUCUCCAUCGCCAGCUCCGAACACCAACCACUAAACUCCAAACUCCGAACGGCGGCCCAGUGGUCAGCGCGAUUCAGGCGGCGGCUGCAGCCCAAGUUGGCCAUAGAGCUCGGAGUCAGUGCCAGACUAGGUAAUGUUCCCACGAAACAGGUUGUGGGUCCACCUCAGCUCGACGGUCCUGCAACGUCGGAACCCGGGGCAGCGGCUCAAACUGAUGCCGAUGCUGCCGCUGAAGUGUUGCGCCUUCUGGGACAGCAACAGCAACAGCAAAAGUAG
Drosophila ficusphila is the source of this 418-nucleotide messenger RNA. RefSeq lists its product as uncharacterized. The transcript is spliced from 3 exons. The record is from RefSeq and is a predicted model, not a curated record. Bases 44 to 418 code for a protein of 124 amino acids. NCBI's taxonomy places the organism in Eukaryota, Metazoa, Arthropoda, Insecta, Diptera, Drosophilidae.